AUGGGCACACAAUAUUUUGAGCACAAGUUAGAAUGUUCGAUAUCAGAUCCACAUUUUCAGCUGAUGGAAUGGCAUCCAACUCUAAACAUCUUAGCUGUUGCCUCUGUUGUCUCUCAGUCUGGCACACAUAUUCUUUUCUAUACUGAAGACGGAGAGCAAGAUGAAACAAAUAAAAUACAGCAUGCUAGUAAUGCUCAAUGUCUAUCUUGGCAUCCAGCUAAAAAAACAUUAGCUAUCGGUUUUUCAAAUGGAGAAUUAAUGAUACAUGGUGGGUCCAACAGACGACUGGAAAGUGUUAUUGUACAUAAAACGUGUAUAACUGCUCUUGCAUUCAAUGCAGAUGGUACGAGAUUGCUAUCAUGCGAUCAAGAAGGCCUCGUUAUCAUAUGGAAAGCUGAUUCAUUAGUACAAGUAUCACAAUCAAGCAUUCUACUACAGCAAAAUGUGGGAGAAACAGUGACAUUUGCCAUACUUAAAACUUCCCCUUCAGGUAGAUCGGAUCAAGAUUACCGUGAAUUAGCACGAGCAGCAGUGAGUGGUGAUCAAACAGCUUUAGACAUGUUGGCACAGACAACAAGUCGAAAAGAAUCAACGGAAACGGCAACAUUUUUUGUUGGAACAGAUCGAGUAUCAAAUAUGAUGACACAGUAUAAUUUACAGUUGUUAGAAAGAGGACAACUGCUUCAGCCUACAAUAUCGGGUAAACUUAGUGGAAGACCGGCUGAUUCUGACUAUACAUUAGUUGGUACAAACUUUUUUGCUUAUGUAACGGGAGAAUCAACUAUACGAAUGAUUAAUGUAUCAUCGACAGAAAAUCUAAUGCUACGAUUAAACACAGAGUUGGGUUAUGCAAGUAACGAGAAUCUUGUAUGCAUAACUUAUUGUCAAACUAGAGGUGUACUGGCGGCGGGAACCGAUCGGGGAAACAUCGCUUUAUGGUUAUACGUACCUAAUCAUCGAACAACAGAUGUAGAAAAACAUUGGCGUUUAAAUCGAGCGAAAUCAAUUUGCAAUGGCGUACCCAUCAGACUUAUCAAGUAUUGUCCGCAACGAAAUUGUCUUGCUGCCAAUCUAGUUUCACAAGUUUAUGUUUUAACAGACGAAUUAAUGUCGGCUGCUUAUCGUGAUAAUCUUGCUAUUGUUCAAUUGAGUCCGACAACCGUUCAUAUGGCAUUUUUUCGCUAUAGUGUUAUUAAAGAAGAUACAUUAGAUAUGCCGUUCAAAAAUUUAUCGGUUUCAAAAAAUCACAUUGCUAUUUGGAAUAGAAAACAAGUGAAAAUCUACGAACUAAUUUGCGAUGCUUCGAAAUCAGAUGAAGAAAAAAUUCAACGUACAGAAAAAGGUUCAUUUACAUGUACCCCAACCAAUGUUAUUUUGUUUGAUCAAAUAUUGUUUAUAAUGGAAAAUGGACGGAUCAAUGUUAUGUCAUUUCAAGGAACAUCUCGUCAACAGUUAACAUUUGCACAAAAUGAAGGUGAUGCAUGCAAUAUGAAUUUGAAUGGCUCAUAUUUGGUUGUUGGUUCAACAAAAGGUUUUGUCAAAGUCUUUGAUGUAUCACGAAGAGACAUUCGCGCAUUGGGUAAAACACUAAAUGUUAAUAAUCACACACCAUCAGUUGAUUCAAUACGUGAAUUAGCGAUCAAUUGUAAUGGUACAAAAGUAACUGUUCUUACAUCACAGAAAGAUGUAGUAGGCAAUUUUGACUUUAGUAUGGAAAAGUUACCUGGUACAGAAUAUGGUCUCAUUGGACAAAAUCAACCCUCUGGAAAUGAAACAGAAAGAAAUUCUAGCGCUAUAAAUAAAAUUUUAUAUCGUCGUUAUCCUUCACAUAUGACAUGGGAUCCAGAAGAUAGUCGAUUAUUAGCAUUAGAAGUCUAUUUAUCACAACAAAAAAUUGAUUUAAUAUUAACAUCAGAUGAUGAGAAAACACAGGAUUUAUUACGAUCGAGUAGAAAUUUUGAUGGUGGUGAUGAGUAUAAUAACAAUGAUGAAUUAGCUGAAUGUAUUGUUGUCAGUAUGCUAUGUACAUUGGAUAAUCAAUUAUUUCCAAAAGAUGCUUUUCCAAGAGAUAGUUAUUAUCGACAAUUGAUUGCUGUUCGAAUACCAUUUUAUUUUUUCGUCACAAGAGAAAAACAUCCAGAUUUUGAUAAACAUAUGAAAACUCAGAAAACAUUACAAUCAAAAAAUGAUAGAAACUUAGGAGAUGAUAAUCAAUUAACAGCCAUUAAAAACUCACGCAUUAGGAUACAAAUACCAAAAUUAGAUUCUUUAGAUUCUAGUGGUUUAGUACAAUCAUCAUCAUCAAAUCAUCAACAAAAUUCAAUUUCAUAUGAUACUGAAUUGAAUGAAACCGUUGUUUAUUCUGAAUAUUUGACGGGUAAAACUAUGCCAGAUUUUGUUGGCGUUAGUGUUAUUGAUAAAAAUAUUGUUGAUGCAAUAAUGAACUUUAGUUAUCAUUUAACAUUGGGUGAUAUUGAUAGUGCAUUCAAAGCAAUUAAACAAAUAAAAAAAGAAAGUGUUUGGGAAAAUCUGGCAAGAAUGUCUGUUUUAUCUCGUCGUGCUGAUGUUGCAAAAAUAUGUUUAGGAAAAAUGGGUUUAUUUCGUGGUGCAAGAGCAUUACGUGCAGUUGAACAUGAUAAACCUGAAGUUAAAAUAGCCGUAUUAGCAAUACAUUUAAAUAUGAAAGAAGAAGCUGAAAAAAUAUUAUUACAAUCAAAACGUUAUGAUUUAUUAAAUCAAUUUUAUCAAUCUAUUAAUGAAUGGGAUAAAGCGAUUGAUAUAUCACUACGUCAUGAUCGAAUACAUUUGAGAAAUACCUAUUAUAAUUAUGCAAAAUAUCUUGAACAAUAUAAUCAAAUUGAAAAAGCUGUCGAAUUUUAUGAAAAAUCUGGCACACAACAAAACGAAGUUCGAAGAUUAUACUUAAAACGAAAAGAUAUGAGUGGUUACAAAGAAUAUACAGCUAAACAAAAUGAUCCUAAAUUGUUUUGUUGGUGGGGUCGAUAUUUUGAAAGUCGUGGUAAAGUAGAAGAGGCACUUGGAUGUUAUCGUAAAGCAAAUGAUAAUCUCUCACUCUGUCGUCUGUUAUGUGAUAAUGAUCAACCAACAAAGGCAAUUGAAUUGUGUGCUGAUACAGGUGAUAAAGCGGCAUGUUAUCAUAUGGCACGUUAUUUUGAGAAAAAAGGUGAUCAUAAACAAGCAAUAGCCUAUUUUCAACAAGCAUCAGCCAUUAGUAAUGCCAUGAGACUUUGUCGAGAACAUCAUUUAGAUGAAUAUAUGGCAAAUAUUGCUAUACAAGGUACAUCAGAUGAUAAACUAGAGGCUGCAAGAUAUUUUGAAUCAUUACCAAUGCAAGAAGAUCGUGCAAUAUUAUUAUAUCAUAAGGCUGGACUUACAUCAAAAGCGAUUGAUCUCGCAUUUAAACAUGAACGUUAUUCAGCAUUAGCUCAAAUAGCCGAUAGUGUAGGAAAAAGUCAUGAUUCAUCACAAGUAACAAGAAUGGCCGAUUAUUUUAUGCAGUUGAAACAAUAUGAUAAAGCUGUUGAUCUAUUAGCAGCAAUCGAUAGAGUGGACGAAGCGGCUGAUUUAGCUAUUCGCAAUGAAAUACCGUUAACAGAAGAUUUACUUGAAAGAUUGAGUCCAGCUAAACCAAUAAACGAUGUUGAUCUACAACGUUAUCAAGCUACGUGUGAGAAAUUAGGUGAUUUAGCUGCUUCUCAAGGUGUUUAUAGUGGUGCUGCGAAGAAAUACCUUGAUGCCGGCAAUAAAAUGAAGUCAAUGAGAGCUUUGAUUAAUUCGGGAGAUGUAGAAAAAAUAACUGUAUUUGCAAAUGUAGCAAGAAAUCGUGAUGUCUAUUUAUUAGCAGCUGAUUACUUAAAAUCGUUAAAUUGGAAAAAAUAUCCUGAUGCUUUACAAAAUAUAAUGAAUUUCUACAAAAAAGCAAAAGCUUACGAAAAAUUAGCACAAUUUUACGAUAUGUGUGCUCAAAUUGAAAUAGAAGAAUACAAAGAUUAUAAUAAAGCAUUAGAAGCGUUAUUAGAAGCAUAUAAAACUUUAAAAGAAAAUGGUGAAAAUACAUUUACAAAAGAUGAAGCAUUACAAGAAUUAGAAUUAAAAUGUCGAAAUAUCAAACGUUUUAUUGAUGCAAGAGAUCGCUAUAGUGAAGAUCCAGAACAAGGCGCACGUGAAUUAGCCAAUUUACUUGGUGAUCAAAAAAUAUUUGUUGGUGUUCAUGCAGGUGACAUAUAUGGAAUAUUGAUUGAUCAUUUUGGACGACGAGAAAAAUUUAAACAAGCAACAAUGUUGUUAGAUGAGUUACAAGCUCAUGUACCAGAAAAAUAUUUUUCUCAUUAUAUCAAUCCAAAUCUACUCUCAGCUAUUUAUAGUGCAACUGGAAGAAAAUUAGCACCACCAACUACACCACCAAAAGAAGAAAUUGAAAAUGGUGACCAUCAUCUUGCGUAUGCUGAAGAAAUUGCUGAUAAUUCAUCCUAUGGAAUUAUCGAUGAUUAA
This is a messenger RNA of Didymodactylos carnosus, 4512 nucleotides long. The record is from the annotation of a GenBank genome assembly. NCBI's taxonomy places the organism in Eukaryota, Metazoa, Rotifera, Eurotatoria, Philodinida, Philodinidae.